AUGGUGAACCACACAAACCAUGCACGUUGUGACUAUUUUAGUCCAUACAACGCCUUUCGUAAUUUGCAUAUUGUUCCAAUCUUAGUAGUAUUAUAUCCAGGAGGAGUGUCCAUAUACACCUCCUUCAUGAGUUCUCCAUGUAGGAAAGCAUUCUUUACAUCAAACUGGUGUAAUGGCCAAUCUAAAUUAGCUGCGAGGGACAGUAAGACUCUGACUGUAUUCAAUUUUGCUACUGGUGCAAAGUGUCGAAGUCUGAUUCUUCUCAAGAACUUUCAUCUCUUCCUGUAUAGGUUGAACCCACUUAGGAUCUCUCAAUGCUUUAGCAACCUUGGUUGGGAUAUGAAUAGCAGAGAACUAAUGCACAAGGGCCAUGAGUAG
Molecule: messenger RNA, 378 nt
Organism: Prunus armeniaca (apricot)
Lineage: Eukaryota; Viridiplantae; Streptophyta; Magnoliopsida; Rosales; Rosaceae
Source: the annotation of a GenBank genome assembly